Messenger RNA from Cheilinus undulatus (humphead wrasse), 1155 nucleotides. Its product is annotated as protein Ycf2-like. Lineage: Eukaryota; Metazoa; Chordata; Actinopteri; Labriformes; Labridae. The coding region runs from base 107 to 802 and encodes 231 amino acids. The transcript is spliced from 16 exons. The record is from RefSeq and is a predicted model, not a curated record.
CGUACAUCAGACUCACAUCUGGUUGGUUUCUGCAGCAGUGAGGAAAGAAAUUUCUGCACAUCUUAACAAGGCAAAAUGAACUUCUUUCAGGGGGAAGGCAAGCCAGAUGAAGAGUGGUGGAAGAGAAAACCAAAGGAGGAAUGUGGAAAAGACGAAAAGGAUCAGAGAGAAAAAGACGGCUGUGGAGGGGGUGGAAGAAGAGGCUCAGGGGGAAGAGAUGACACUGGCUCCGAAACAGAAACUGAGUCUGACGGAGAGGGAGGAAGGCGUAGGACGGGGAGGAGACGUAGGAGACGAAGAGGGUCAAAAGAAAGAGGAUGUGGGAAAAGAGAUGAAGAUUGGAGAGGCUGUGAAGGGGGCGGAAGAAGAGGCUCAGGGGGAAGAGAUGACACUGGCUCCGAAACAGAAACUGAGUCUGAUGGAGAGGGAGGAAGGCGUAGGACGGGGAGGAGACGUAGGAGACGAAGAGGGUCAAAAGAAAGAGGAUGUGGGAAAAGAGAUGAAGAUCGAAGAGGCUGUGGAGGGGGCGGAAGAAGAGGCUCAGGGGGAAGAGAUGACACUGGCUCCUCUGAAUCAGAAACUGAGUCUGAUGGAGAGGGAGGAAGGCGUAAGACGGGGAGAAGACGCAAGAAAUGUGGAAAAAAAUGGGGAAGAGGCGGACCCCAUGGUGGACCCCGUGGUGGGGGGUAUGGUGGUCCUGGUGGGCGUGGUUGUGAUAGAUAAAUAUAUGAUGAGAAAAUCCUUACAUCACAAUCACGAUAGCAUGAUGAUGAAUAAAUCAAAAUCUAAUAAACUCAUCUAAGGAAAAAGGCAAGACUGGUUUAUUGUUGCUUCAGCUGAAGGCUCCAAAUCAACACAUGUGGUGAUAUAAGCAUGUGGUUUGGGUGUUAUGGGCACAUCAUGUAGCAAAUACUUUGACCAACCUCUGAAUGUAGUGAAAAAAUUAAAUUGUUGAAACAAAACAGGGUAAAAGCUGGAAUAAAAGUCUGCAAUACGAAGCAAUUAUGAAAGUAUUUAUUUUAAUUACAUUGCUCUCUUUAAUAGAUGAUUAAGCCCUUUAUCACUUGAUUUCAUCUAAGGUGCAUUCAGAAAGUAAACAGACUUUUAGACACUUUUUUGCAAAUUUAUCUAAAAGAAAAAAAGUCACAUUAACGA